UAACCUUCGGGAGGGCAAGCCCCUGGAUUCGGUUUGCUUUCGGAGACACCAACAAGAUGGGGGUCACAGCUGUGCUCAUCCUGCCUUUGCUGCUCUUGGGGAUCAGUGGUCUGCUCUUCAUCUACCAAGAGGUGUCCAGGCUGUGGUCAAAGUCAGCCGUGCAGAACAAAGUGGUGGUGAUCACCGAUGCCAUCUCGGGACUGGGCAAGGAGUGUGCUCGGGUGUUCCACACGGGCGGCGCGAGGCUGGUGCUGUGCGGGAAGAACUGGGAGAGGCUAGAGAACCUGUACGAUGCCUUGGUCAGCGUGGCUGACCCCAGCAAGACAUUCACCCCAAAGCUGAUCCUCUUAGACCUCGCGGACGUCAGCUGCGUACAGGACGUGGCCAAAGAGGUCCUGGACUGCUACGGCUGCGUGGACAUCCUCGUCCACAACGCCAGCGUGAAGGUGAAGGGACCUGCUGACAAGAUCUCCCUGGAGCUGGACAAAAAGAUCAUGGAUGCCAAUUACUUCGGGCCCAUCACGCUGACCAAAGCCCUGCUCCCCAACAUGAUCUCCCGGAGGACAGGCCAAAUCGUGUUAGUGAACAACAUCCAGGGGAAGCUGGGAAUCCCGUUCCGCACAGCUUAUGCGGCCUCCAAGCACGCUGUGCUGGGCUUCUUUGACUGCCUCCGAGCUGAAGUGGAGGAAUACGACGUGGUCGUCAGCACUGUGAGCCCCACUUUCAUCCGGCCGUACCAUGUCCGUCCAGGCCCAGGAAACUGGGAGGCCUCCAUUUGGAAAUUUUUUUUCAGGAAACUGGCCUAUGGGGUGCACGCAGUGGACGUGGCCGAGGAGGUGAUGCGCACUGUGAGGCGGAAGAAGCAGGAGGUGUUCAUGGCUAACCCCAUCCCCAAGGCCGCAGUGUACGUGCGCACCUUCUUCCCCGAGUUCUUCUUCGCCGUGGUGGCCUGUGGGGUGAAGGACAAGCUCCACGUCCCAGAGGAGGGUUAGCCACAGGGGGGUAGCGGGCCACCCUGACGGGAAUAAAAACUUUCCUGGCCUGUAAAAAAAAAAAAAA
Pteronotus mesoamericanus is the source of this 1059-nucleotide messenger RNA. RefSeq names its product dehydrogenase/reductase 7C (gene DHRS7C). Gene Ontology annotation, biological process: intracellular calcium ion homeostasis. Gene Ontology annotation, molecular function: oxidoreductase activity, acting on the CH-OH group of donors, NAD or NADP as acceptor. The coding region runs from base 57 to 992 and encodes 311 amino acids. The record is from RefSeq and is a predicted model, not a curated record. NCBI's taxonomy places the organism in Eukaryota, Metazoa, Chordata, Mammalia, Chiroptera, Mormoopidae. The transcript is spliced from 8 exons.